Phaethon lepturus (White-tailed tropicbird) is the source of this 1065-nucleotide messenger RNA. Its product is annotated as ankyrin repeat domain-containing protein 40-like. The annotation marks the transcript as partial. The transcript has 4 exons. NCBI's taxonomy places the organism in Eukaryota, Metazoa, Chordata, Aves, Phaethontiformes, Phaethontidae. Gene Ontology annotation, molecular function: protein binding. The record is from RefSeq and is a predicted model, not a curated record.
GACCUGUUUGCACUGGGCAUGUAAACGGAACCAUGCUCUGGUGGUGGCUUACCUGCUGCACGCUGGCGCUGACAAGGAGAUCCUCACGAAGAAAGGAGAAAGGCCGGCCCAGUUAACAUCAAAGAGAGAGAUCAGGAAGAUGUUGGGAGUGGAAGAUGAUGAACUCCAAGACUUAAAGAAGGAUUCUGAUCUGCCAAUCAUCCCUAAUUACCUGGCUAAUCCACCUUUCCCCUAUGUUUAUAACACCAUUCCCUCUGUGAAUGGCAGUAUCUCACACUUGGAGUCGCAAGACACCAAUUCUUCUUCCUUACCCGAUGUGGAGGCUUGCACACAUGCACCAUCACAGUGUGGGAAUGCUGCUCCCGAGGCAGCCGAUAACGGAGGCAUGCCGUCGCUGCCCAGAGGGUGUACUGUACCCCCGCACUCAAAACCUGUCCUUCAGAGAGCUCCAGUGUACCAGGGAUCUGUGUCUUGGAGCAGAAGUCCCCCUUCGCCAGCUGGAUCGAAUCAGUCUGCACCUCAGCAAGAGAACGGCUCCAGUAUGGGGCCUGUGCCAGCAUUUCAGCCGGUUUUCUUCACAGGAGCUUUUCCACUUAAUAUGCAAGAACUGGUGCUUAAAGUUAGAAUACAAAACCCUAAUCUUAGAGAAAAUGACUUCAUUGAAAUUGAACUGGACAGACAAGAACUGACCUAUAAAGAACUGCUCCGAGUGAGUUGCUGUGAGCUGGGUGUUAACCCUGAGCACGUACAGAAGAUCAGAAAAUUACCAAAUACAAUGUUAAGAAAGGACAAAGAUGUUGCAAGGCUACAGGAUUUCCAAGAACUGGAGCUUGUUCUAACAGUAAGCGACAAAAACUUACUUUUCAGAGUCCCAGCACCUUCUGAACAGAGUGGUUAUAACAAGAAGGCAUCAGAACUGACAUAUUAAUUGUUUAAAGGAUAAAACAAAAGAUUUGUAUCUAUCUCAUUUAAAAUUACAUUUGAAAUACAGUAUCUUUAAGGGCUAAUGAUGUUUAAAAAAAAAUCUAUUUUGUUAACCUUGAAAUAAACGAAAGUUGUUAUGCA